Diaporthe citri is the source of this 1116-nucleotide messenger RNA. RefSeq lists its product as uncharacterized. The transcript has 2 exons. NCBI's taxonomy places the organism in Eukaryota, Fungi, Ascomycota, Sordariomycetes, Diaporthales, Diaporthaceae. The coding region runs from base 1 to 1116 and encodes 371 amino acids. The record is from RefSeq and is a predicted model, not a curated record. Gene Ontology annotation, biological process: lipid biosynthetic process. Gene Ontology annotation, molecular function: oxidoreductase activity; iron ion binding.
AUGUCGACCGCCGGAGUCAGCAACGGCACCAUGUUGUCGGAUCUGCCUCCCUUGCCCGCGUACACGACCGCCCCGAUACCUGACCUGCUGCCCUUCAUUUCCGACUUCUGGCUGUCGGUCAUCGGCCCACACAUUGCUUACUGGGUCGUGUCCUGCGUCUUCCACAUCAUCGACGUCUACGACCUCUUCCCCCAGUACCGCCUGCACACCCCCGAGGAGAUCGCCCAGCGGAACCUCGCCUCCAGAUGGCAGGUUGCACGGGAUGUCAUCAUCGAGCAGAUCAUCCAGAUGGCCACCGCCGCCUUCCUGUCGCUUACGGAGCCUGAGCAGGUGACGGGCAUGGAGAACUACGAUGUUGCCGUCUGGGCCACCAGGAUCCGCCUCGCGCAGAGGGCUCUGCCAUCUGUGCUGGGCUUGAUUGGACUCAAUGCCGCGGUCAUCUCCAAGAACAUGUCGGCCUCGCACCCACUGCUCGCCGGUGCCCUGGCCGGUGGCAAGUAUCCAUUCUUGACCAGCUUCGACGCGACUGCGGAUGUGUCGGUACCGGCCUUUGCGACCUGGGAGCUGGUGCUGGCCAAGGCGAUAUAUUGGUUGAUCAUCCCUGCCUUCCAAUUCUGGGUUGCCGUGGCUUUCUUGGACUCGUGGCAGUACUUUUGGCACCGCGCAAUGCAUGUCAACAAGUGGAUGUACACCAACUGGCACGCCCGCCACCACCGUCUCUAUGUCCCCUACGCUUACGGCGCACUAUACAACCACCCUGUUGAGGGCUUCGUGCUCGACACCGCAGGCGCGGGCCUUGCCUACAAAGUUUCGAUGAUGUCUCCACGAAUGUCCAUCUUCUUCUAUAUCGGCAGCACAAUGAAGACCGUCGAUGACCACUGCGGAUAUGCCCUGCCCUGGGACCCUCUGCAGAAUAUCACGAGCAACAACGCCACCUACCACGAUAUCCACCACCAGAGCUGGGGUAUCAAGACCAACUUCAGCCAGCCCUUCUUCACCGCCUGGGACCGGUGGCUUGGUACUAUGUGGCAGGGCGACACAAGCUUGAAGUACGAGAGGACGAGGGAAAACGCCCGUCUGAAGGGCGAGAAGAAGUCAGCCGCAGCCACUCAGUAA